Messenger RNA from Carassius auratus (goldfish), 2448 nucleotides. RefSeq names its product protocadherin gamma-A11-like. Lineage: Eukaryota; Metazoa; Chordata; Actinopteri; Cypriniformes; Cyprinidae. The transcript has 2 exons. Gene Ontology annotation, biological process: homophilic cell-cell adhesion. Gene Ontology annotation, molecular function: calcium ion binding. Gene Ontology annotation, cellular component: plasma membrane. The record is from RefSeq and is a predicted model, not a curated record. The coding region runs from base 22 to 2448 and encodes 808 amino acids.
AGCGUCUGUGCAGUUGAGACAAUGCCUGGCACUGAUGCAAUGGCACGGCAUUCUGUGAUGUUUUUGAUUCUUCUGAUUCAAACUGCACGAGGACAGGUCAGUUACUCCAUCCCAGAAGAAAUGUCAAAAGGAUCGACUGUAGGAAAUAUUGCUCAGGAUUUGGGCUUGGAUUUACAACGAUUAAAGUCAGGAAAAGCGCGAAUAUUUACCAGAGACAGCACGGAAUACAUCGAGCUGAACAGAAACAGUGGAUUGCUGCUUAUCAGAGAGAAAAUGGAUCGCGAAUCUCUUUGUGCAAAAACAACUCCGUGCGCGGUGCAUCUUCAAAUGAUUUUAGAAAACCCGAUGGAAUUAUACACGAUUACAAUAGAAAUCAUGGAUAUAAAUGACAACGCUCCCAGUUUCCAGAAAAAGGACAUCAGAUUUGAGAUCAGCGAAUCGGCGGCUGCGGGUGCUGGUUUUAUGCUUGGCAGAGCUUUCGAUCCAGAUGUAGGAACAAAUGCUCUACAGAGCUACUCGCUGAAACCGAGUGAUCAAUUCCGGCUUGAAUUGCACAGUCAGGCAGAUGGUAGUAAAAACGUCGAGAUGAUUUUACAAAGGCCACUUGAUAGAGAAACGCAAAACUCAUUUACUUUGUUGUUAGAAGCGUUUGAUGGAGGCAAUCCUGUGCUCUCUGGCACUGUACAGAUACACAUCACUGUGUUAGAUAAUAAUGAUAAUGCUCCUGUUUUUAUGCAAAAGGUAUAUAAAACCACAAUAUCAGAAAACGCACCGAAAGGUACGAUAUUAACAGUGGUGAGCGCGUCUGAUGCAGACGAAGGUUCCAACAGUGUAGUGACGUACUACAUAUCUGACACAGUGGAGAAAAAUGUGUUCGACAUGUUUCUUGUUAAAGAACAAACUGGUGAACUAAUAUUAAACGGUCAGAUUGACUAUGAAAAGGUGAGCCAUUAUGAAUUUAAUAUUCAGGCAAAAGAUCAAGGAGGACUAUCUAACACAUGCAAAGUCAUUAUCGAUGUUCUUGACAUUAAUGAUAAUUCGCCUAGUAUUCAAAUUCUGUCUAAUUCCCAUUCCAUACCUGAAGGCUGUAAGACUGGUACUAUUGUUGCAAUGCUAAAUGUUGAUGAUCUUGAUUCAGGUGUAAAUGGUCAGGUUCAGUGUGUCAUAAUAGAGAAUAUUCCUUUUGCCAUAACAUCUCAGUCUAGUAGCUUCUUCAGUUUGCAAACAGAACAGGAAUUGGACAGAGAGAGAGAAGCUGAUUACAAUAUCAGUGUAAUAUGUACUGAUGAGGGAGUGCCAGCGCUCUCCAGCAGUGUCUCUCUCCAUGUGCAAAUAUCAGAUGUAAAUGACAAUGCUCCUAUCUUUGAGAAAAGUAACUAUGAGGCAUGUGUGCUGGAGAAUAACACACCUGGUCUCUCUAUAUUUACAAUUAAAGCCAGUGAUGCUGAUUGGAACCAGAAUGCCCGUGUUUCUUAUAUUCUAGAAGACAGCACUGUUAAUGGAGUCUCUGUCUCAUCGUAUGUGUCAAUUCAUCCUGACAGCGGACUGAUUACAGCUGUGCGCUCUUUCGACUAUGAACAACUCAAAGAUUUCCACUUUCAGGUAAAAGCACAAGAUGGAGGCUCUCCUCCACUCAGCAGUAACGUGACAGUGAAAAUAAUUGUUCAAGAUCAGAAUGACAACGCUCCUCAAGUUCUGUAUCCAGUACAGACCAGUGCUUCUGUGGUGGCUGAGAUUGUGCCUCGUGCUGCAGAUGUUGGAUAUCUGGUCACUAAAGUGGUGGCUGUUGAUGUGGACUCUGGACAGAAUGCCUGGCUCUCCUAUAAACUACAGAAAGCUACAGACAGAGCGCUGUUUGAAGUGGGUUUACAGAAUGGAGAAAUAAGAACUGUGCGACAAGUGACUGAUAAAGAUGCUGUCAAACAAAAACUGACUGUUGUUGUGGAAGAUAACGGACAGCCCUCUCGCUCAGCUGUGGUCUCCAUUAACGUGGCUGUGGCUGACAGCUUUCCUGAAGUGCUGUCAGAGUUCACAGACUUUACGCAUGGAAAACAGUAUGACGAUAACUUGACCUUUUAUUUAGUUCUCGCACUGGCUGCUGUUUCUUUUUUAUUUAUCACAUGUGUGGUUGUGAUAAUAUCAGUAAAGGUCUACAGAUGGAGGCAAUCGCGCUUCUUAUAUCAGUCCAAUCUGCCUGUUAUACCGUACUAUCCACCGCAUUACGCAGACACAGGAGUCACCGGAACUCUGCCGCACGGUUAUAAUUAUGAAGUGUGCAUGACGACUGACUCGAGGAAGAGUGACUGUAAGUUUUCUACACUGGGUGGGAAGAAUAUCUUAGUAGUGGACCCGAGUUUUGCUGAGACGAUGCAGCGCACGAUCAAGAAAAAAAGUUCCAUCGACGAUGUCAGCUCUGCAGAAUCGGUAAGAAAGGUCAUUUCUAUGUAG